Messenger RNA from Poecilia reticulata (guppy), 3578 nucleotides. NCBI's taxonomy places the organism in Eukaryota, Metazoa, Chordata, Actinopteri, Cyprinodontiformes, Poeciliidae. The record is from RefSeq and is a predicted model, not a curated record.
CUCUUUACCCACAGUUCCACAUUGAAUCUGUCUAUCGCACCUUCUUCGUUCUUCAAUUACUAAUAUAAAUUAAGAACAGAAUGAAUAGAUAAAUGAAUAUAAAAACUUUCUUGCGAACGUUAUUGAUACUGUGUUUUUAUCUUAAUUCUACUUAGUAACUUUUUUCUCUGUUACUUAAGUAAUAAAUUAAAAAAAGAUCAACUGUAUUUACUUAUUUUCAAGUGUAAACAUCUCAAGGUUCUGUUAAGCUCAGACACUUCAGGAGCAAUUUCUGAAUUUCCACUUGCCAAUAUUAUGAUAAUCGUCACUAUCAUAAUGAUAUGACACAUAUCAUUAUAGAAUUAAUAAUUACUUUUUCCACGCCAUAAUUAAGACAGAACCUUGUGAAUCCGGUCAAUUGGUAGUUCCGGUCCGGAUUAUAUGCGCUACCGCUGCCGCGGAGGGUUAAGCUAGGCUAGUUCAAAACUCCUCCCGCUAAUACUUGCCUUCCAGCGAUUUCAUCGCUGCUCUAAAUGUCGCCAUUCAUUCCCGCGGAGAGUUUUAUCUACCAGCGGACGCUGGUUUUAUAAAUAACUUUUUAUUUAGUGAUAUCUUCUGGAGAUACGGUAAACAGCAUCAAGGGGCCCUAGUCAAAGCUAACUGUUAACCCAAAAGCUAAAAUGGCGGACAACGAGGGUGACAGCGGAGCUAUUGGAACAAUAACAGUGGCGGAGCCGCCGGGGACAGACUCUGAGCCCGACGUUCAGCCAGACACGCAGCGCGUGGAGCCUUUAUCAGUCCAGCCUGCCGUCCAGAUCUUACAGGCCGAGGAGAAAGGAUCGACUUUCCUCGUCGCCCAGUGCGAUCAACCUGCAGAGAGUGCAGAGCCCGGGUCCUGUGCGGAUGGCGGUCAGCCCCCGAGUGGAGGAGAAACUUGCCAGGUGGAGCAGCGCAUGCUGGUGGGCGCAGAGUUUACCGACCUGGCCAACACCACCAUCAUCUACGUGCAGCCUGACGGCAGCCUGGUGGAGGGCUCCGGGCUGACGGUGGAGGAGCAGCAAGCGGUGCUGCAGCAGCUCACCAAGCAGCAGAUCGUGCAGGUCUCCGACACCGAGGCCGUCCAGCUGCUCCAGCACAGCCAACUGGUCAAAMCGGCCCCGGUCCAAAAGACGGCUCUGGAUCCGAGUCAGCUGCAGCAGGUCAUUAACCAGGUCACCAAGUCCCAGAACCAGGUCCAGGUGUCUCAGGAGAACCUGCAGCAUGUGAAGGGUCAGCAGAAGCAGGUCCAGCUUUCCCCACAGAACCUAAAGAUCAGCCCUCAGAAUAAUGCUUCCACCCAGCUGAAAAGUGUGGCUCAACAGGUCGCUUUGCAGUCCACCACUUUAAUCCAGGCAGAACCAAYGCGAAUCCAGAUCCAAGUUCCUCCCAAACAGGACCUGAAUUCUUGUGUGAGUCUGCAGCAGAAGACRGUGGCYAUCAGCCACCCGCAGGUGAAGCUGUCUGCCAGCAGCGGCCUGGGCAACGCRCAGAUCAUCCACCUKCAGCCUGUGGUGGGUCAGCAGGGUCAGCAGAUUCUGCUGCAGCAGAACCCAGGAGAACCCCAGAUCCAGUUGGUGCUGCAGAACGCCACUCCUGUGGUGGGCUCUCUGCUCCCCUUGGUCCACAACGUGACGGGCCCGGCAACCAUAGCAACUGCUUCCUCCAGUCUGGGACAGAAACCUGCCCCUCCUACCGUCAGAGUGGCAGCUUCCACCCCAGUUAAAGACCCGCCCCCUUCCAGCAGCAAGCCCCCUGAUGCUCCCGUCACUAAAACUAUCAGCAUUCCUCUGAUUAAGACACAGCACAACGGGACGGCCAGYGCUGCUGGGAAAGUCCCAAUUAAAGCGACCCCGGUCAUCCCCGCAGCUCCACGGCAACCCGCCACCCUCACCGUCACUCCCAGGCUUCCCACGGCAACCUCUGUCAUCAAGGAAAGAAACCGAGAAAAAGAGGAGAAGAAGAAAGCAAAGAAAAGAGAGAGGAAAGCCCUGAAGGUCCAAACCCGAUCGGGUCGGGUGUCCAGGCCACCCAAGUACAAAGCUAAAGACUACAAGUUCAUCAAGACGGAGGACCUGGCGGAGAGCCACCAGUCCGACUCAGACGACUACUCUGACAUGAGCGUGGAGGAGGAGGAGAACGCCAAGCGGGACGGGAAGGGCUCCAGCAACCCCUCGUCUCUCAGCUACAGCCUCAAGUCGCGCUGCCACCGCUGCCAGACCUGCGAUAAGGCCUACAUCGGCCCCGGUGGCCUGAACCGCCACUACAAGUUGAACCCCACCCACGGAGAGCCUGACCUCACCGGGGUCACAGCCAGCGGCACACCAGAACCCGGCCAGAGCAGAGUGGACCAGAAGGUAGAGGAGGCUGCCACUGAGGAGGAGGAGGAGGAGGAGGAGGAAGAAGAGCAAGAGGAGGAAGAGGAGGAGAAACCUGCUGCCAUGACAACAAACAGUGGAGACAACGGCCUGGCAGCUGAAGGACUCACCAGCCUCCAUUACCGGGGCCCAGGUCGCCCCAGAGGGCGAGGGAGGGGAAGAGGGCGAGGGAGGGGCAGAGGAAGAGGAAGAGGCAGGGGGCGAGGUCGAUCACUUGGACCUCCUCCUAAGGUGAGCGUUGGUCUCGUGGGCAGACCUGGUCGUCGCGGGCGACCCCCAAAGCUCGGGGUCAUUCCGGUAACAGCGCGGCAGCAGGCAGAGAGGAGACAGCUGAGGCUGCAGGAGCUGGUGGAGCAGUGUGAAGAUGAAGAACUGAUGGAUGCUGUUCUUCCUCGUUURACCAAAAUGUURAGUCURUGGGAGCUGCUGCUGGCGAAGCUGGACUGCAAGGGGUCKGCUUGUAGCUGCUUUCCAGACAUUUACCACGAGUUUGAAUCUCUGCAUGCUCAAGUCAGGCAGACUGCACAGGACUACAUUGUAAGUCCUCAGGGUGGAGCCAUGCCGGUGGAGGUCAGAAACAUUGAGGUGGCCAGGUCUCUAGGGAUCCUGGACGAGGUGAACAAGAUGAAGGUGCUUCCUGGAGCAUCGCCUGUUUCUAGUGGGAACAAUAAGAAYGUCCGGUACAUGGGGAACUCCAAGAUGUUGCCACCAUCUAAAAGAUUUAAGAUGGAAAACAGUAUUGCAGAUCACCAGAACGGCACAGAAGCGCCAAAAUCAGCUGCUGCUCCAGUGGCCUCAGCCACCCAGGCAGCCUCUCUUGUCAAGUCGUGCUCCGUGUCUGUGUCUCCCCUGGAGAUUUCAGGUGGAGCCAAAGUGCUGAGCCCCUCUGCUGAACUUACCUCCAGCUCCUCCACCAUCACCUCUCCUGACCCAACUCCCAGCCUGGCUGCACCUCCCGCCGGCCCCACACAGGAACAGAAGGAGGAGCCGUCAGCCCAGGACCAGGACGUACACAUGGCCGACGCCACGGUCCAGGACGCAAACAUGGCCGACGCCACGGUCCAGGACGCAAACAUGGCCGACGCCUCGGUCCAGGACGCAAACAUGGCCGACGCCACGGUCCAGGACGCAAACACGGCCGACGCCACGAUCUACACUGCAAAAACGCUAAAACUUGCCAAGUAA